Molecule: messenger RNA, 1140 nt
Organism: Monoraphidium neglectum
Lineage: Eukaryota; Viridiplantae; Chlorophyta; Chlorophyceae; Sphaeropleales; Selenastraceae
Exons: 9
Coding region: 1-1140 (379 amino acids)
Source: RefSeq, a predicted model, not a curated record
AUGCGUCGUGGCAUAGGGGUAUCAUCGGCUGGCAAACAGGGCAACCGCGUGGCUGCGCUGAUCGGCCGCGUGAUCAAGAGUACUGCCGAGGUCGCCUCCAAGUUGGGGCAGGCCAAGGUCGAGUGCAUCUGCAUCUGCCCCGCCGCGGUGAUGGAGCUGGCCACGGAGUGCGGCGAUUACGUAACCUCCCUCGUCAUGCGCUACGACCUGGUUCCAAGGUUCAGCACCGCGAGCGUCGAGGAGCUCAAGGAGGAGGUGCUCCAGAUCGACUACAAGGGGCUGCUGUCCGAGGAUGUGAUGGGCAACGAGAACGUCAAGGCGGCCAUUGAGGCUACCACACGCGCGGCCGAGAAGUUCAGGGUGAACGAAGCUGCACAGAAGGCGCAGGAGCUGCUGCAGAAGGCCCACGGGGCGGCUGGGUCGCUGGCCAGCCGCGCGGCCGCCCACCCUGCGGUUCAAGCCGCGGGCGAGAAGGCGGCAGGUCACGCGAACUCCCUGGCCCACACAAUCGACUCCGCCCUUUCCCACAGCAGCCCAAGCAAAGGCGCCACCUCUGACGCCGCCGCGGCUGCCGCCAGCGCAGGCGCCUCUGAAAACGCGACCGACGGCGCCGCGCCGGCCAAGGGCGUCGCCGCGAAGGCGGCCGCGGCCAAGGACGCCGUGGCCGGCGCCGCGCUGCAGUCCGAGCCAGUCCGCGCCGCGCUCGGCUGGGUCUCGGCGGCGCUCAAGGCGGCGGCCUCCGCGGGCAAGCAGCCCUCGGAGCGGCGCGACACCGCGGCGGCGGCGGCGGCGGCGGUGGCGGCGGUGGACAAGGCGGAGAAGAAGGACGUGGGCGGGGUGGUGGCGGAGCGGCGUGUGUCGGGGUCAGGGCACGAGCGCGAGGCGGCGGAGGAGGCGCAGGAGGCGGGGGAGCUGGUCGAUGUGCGGCUGUACGCCCCUGGGCGCAUCUUCUGGCUGCGCCCCACCAACGAUGAGGCGCCAGAGGACCAACACAAGUUUGAGCUCGUGGACACCGGCUGUGACGCGCGCUUCCAGCGCAUCGUGCUGCGCGCCAGCUGCCUCACAGAUCACUUCCCGGCGUCGGCCAAGGCGGCCCUACAAGACGUCCUCUCACGCGUCAAAAAGCCGGCGGCCGCGUAG